Molecule: messenger RNA, 4694 nt
Organism: Platichthys flesus (European flounder)
Lineage: Eukaryota; Metazoa; Chordata; Actinopteri; Pleuronectiformes; Pleuronectidae
Gene: epn3b
Product: epsin 3b
Exons: 11
Coding region: 1-1812 (603 amino acids)
Biological process (GO): endocytosis
Cellular component (GO): clathrin vesicle coat; endosome; plasma membrane
Molecular function (GO): clathrin binding; phospholipid binding
Source: RefSeq, a predicted model, not a curated record
AUGACAACCACAGCCCUGCGCCGGCAGGUGAAGAACAUUGUGCACAACUAUUCAGAAGCAGAGAUCAAGGUUCGCGAGGCCACCUCGAACGAUCCAUGGGGCCCAUCCUCAUCCCUCAUGUCCGAGAUCGCGGACUUGACCUUCAAUGUGGUGGCGUUCGCUGAGGUCAUGGGCAUGGUCUGGAAACGCCUCAACGACAGCGGCAAGAACUGGAGACAUGUCUACAAGGCCCUGACUCUGUUGGAUUACCUGCUGAAGACAGGAUCAGAGAGAGUCGCUCAGCAGUGUCGUGAGAACGCAUUCACGAUUCAGACACUGCGUGACUUCCAGUACAUGGACCGUGACGGCAGAGACCAGGGGGCUAACGUGAGGGAAAAGGCUCGCCAGCUGGUGUGUCUCCUGCGGGACGAGGAGCGGCUCCGCCAGGAGAGGAGUCAAGCCCUGAAGACCAAGGAGCGAAUGGCUGGGGGGGGCAGCGGAGGAGGCGGUGGGGUGUACGGAGGCAUCCCCCCGUCUUAUCACCCGGGCAGGCGAACGAGCCAGCCCAGCAUGGCUGUGCUGUACGGCGAGGAGUUCAGCCGCUCCAGAGGCUCUCCAUCCUCCUUUAACUCCUCGUCGUCGUCUCCUCGCGCCGCCUCAGACCUGGAGCAGGCCCGGCCUCAGACCAGCGGGGAGGAGGAGCUGCAGCUCCAGCUUGCCUUAGCCAUGAGCAGGGAGGAGAGUCAGAAGGAUGUCACGAUGCCGCCCCUGCAGGAGCAGCGCUGUCGCCAAGGAGACGAGUCUCUGUUACAGAAGGCAUUGGAUGAGAGCCGGAGAGAGAGCCACUCAGGGACUCAGGAGUCAGCCAUGUUGGACCUGGUGGACAUAUUUGGCGCAUCAUCUGAGCACCCGGCCCCCCCCAGUGACCCUUGGAACUCAGCUCAGCCCGCCGCUGAUGUCACCUCAGACCCCUGGGACUCUGUAGGAGUUCACUGCAGCACUCCUGUGAUUGGAAGCCCUUGGAAAGCCCCGCCCUCCUCAUCCAAUGAGUCCAAUCCUUGGGAAACAUGUGCAGACCCAAGCACGGACCCCUGGGAAGAAGCGCCGACCUCCUCCAGCCCUGUAAAUCAUGCAUGGGACAACCCAACAGACGGAGAUGUCGAUGGGACCGAUCCGUUUGCUGCGCAAGAAGAGGAGAAGCCUAAACAGGAGGUUCCUCAAGUGACCUCAUCUCAACCUGCUAGUCCCACAGAUGAAGAGCUGUUUGGGAUAAAACCAGACUCUGACCCGUUUUCUGCAGCUGAUUCUAAACGGGACGCAUUUGGGGCUGCUCCUCUGGUCAACGGACGAGAGUCUGACAGCCCAGAGAUGUUCGACCUGGCCCGGCUCGCACCUCCACUCAGCGCACCGCCCACACGUGUGUGUCGGACCCCAGAGACCUUUCUGGGACCUACGGGGGCCUCGCUGGUCAACUUAGAUGCUCUGAUUCCCACCAACCCUCUUAGCAAAAUGCACAACAACCCCUUUCUCUUAGGUCUGAGUGCUCCGUCUCCCACUAACCCCUUCCACUGCGACCAGCCUCGCCUCACCCUAAACCAAAUGAGACCAUCCUCCACCUCCCCGCUGCCCCCUCACAUGCUCUCCUACAGCCCGUCGCUGCCUCUCCCUCUCCACCACCGGCAGCCCGUCCUCCCCUCCUCUCUCACGCAGCCUCCUGCUGGACUCCUGGACCUCCCCUCCAACCUCCCCCAGCCCCUGCUCCCUCUGUCUCCGCGACCGGCAGCCCGCAGUCAGUCCCCGACGCAGACACACAGCCACAACCCCUUCCUCUGAGACCGCUGCAUCCUUCUAGCGACGCUCUGGACUCUUUUUUUAGAUCGGUCUGUGCUAACUACAAUGACUGCAAUUCAAAUGAGCCUGAACUGGAUCGUGGUCUGAUGUCAUCGUGCAAACUUGAAGCAGAUAGAAACACGAACUGGAUGUACUUGUGUCUGUCCCGAGACACGUCAGCUGCUAUCUAACCUGAACUCUUGAAGAAAAGCUAACUCACACGCACACACAGUCAAACUUAGACUCAGGCGCACAUCAGGGUGCACACACACCAACUUUAUGCACAGACACAUACACACACCUAAGACUUAACAGGGUGCGUCUCAAAAGUCCCUGAUAUGUCUUUUUCCCCUUCAGCAAUUCCGAGCACCCUUCUCUCCACACAACACAGAGACUCGGGUGAAGCCACACACACUGAUUGUCCACGGAGAUUCCCCAGGAUCCUCACCGCUGCUGCUUCACCGACGAAAGCAUGAAUGCAUCCCACCGCCCCCACCUACCCCCCCGAGAGUCCAAACUGCUCUAUCCUGCUGAGCCCCUGAGAUGAGUUCUUCAAAUAAAUCUUCGUUUUUUCCCCCCAGAUGAGUCAAUUAUUAUCUUGCGAUUUCUUGGCACAAUUGAGUAUCAGUUUUUGUUUCUGUAAGAAUAUAGAAAAAAAAUGCAGCACUGUUCAAGGACUAAUUGACUCAGGUGGUCCUUCCGGCACCAUGAUACCUAUUUUGCAUUUUGCCUUGUUACCCUGCGAACUCAACAGCAUCUAUUGCAUCUAUUCUACAUCCCUAUAGUAGGUCAAUUAUUUGUCAUUUUAAAGGCGGAUGGAUCCAAAAGGAUUCAGGUGGAUGUAAAACAGGACUAAACCAGCCUAAGCUACACCUCACUUUCUCAAUCUGGACCGAACCUGAUCACUGAUUGUACCCUCUUGGGCCCACGUGCCUGCCUCUGCAGCUGACCCACAACGCAUUCCCGGCUGGUUCACAUUGGCGCCGUGGAGGAGGACCUCAGGGAGACGGCUCUGUCCCUCCUCCAAAGAGAUUCAACCUCACUGAAUCGAAAGGCAUUUAUACACACACAAAAAACACACAUGGAGAUGGAUGGUUAGUUAAGAUAUGAGCCUAUAAAGGAGGAGGGAGGGGUAAAUGGAAGAUGCAUAUAACAAAAUGUCAAGUGAUUACAGAUGAUAAAAUGAUGUGUUGAGUAGCGGCUCCUGGUUCACUUCUGUUUUAGGAACAAGUGAAUCUGUCGUCACUGCACUGAACCUGGACCUGAAUGUGAAACGCCUGCCUAAACACACACAGGCUUAGUACAUAUGUAUUUAAUAGAAUGAAACCUAUAAAGUAUUAUGAAAUAUUAUACCAAUAAAUGAAUGGUGUUUGCAUUGAAAUGUCCUCUCUUCAUGCAGUCCAUGUAUCAUUCAUUCAUUUCAUCACUGCUGGUUGGUUGAAAUAGAAGAUUUAGUCUGCAGGAUAAUAAUACAAAAAUAAAUACAGGGUCAAAUUGGUCCCUUAUAAAUUUGUGUCCCUCCUUCAGACAUGGAGAAAUAUGACUGUUGAAAACUUUCCUGCACAGUCUUAAGUUUAUGUAAAGAACAUAUUUCUACAGCUACAACAAACUUUGCACAUGUGCACAAAAAGUUUUUCAGCCAUGCUCAGGAUAUUUCUACACCUGUAGAAUGUUCUACCACUUUCACAACCUUGAAUCUUAUCUAGUGUUUCCUUGUAAACAGUUCACUGUUUAGCUCUCUGAAGGAUGACAAGGUGCUGAUAGACACAACAAACAGCCAGUGUCUCUGGAUCACUGUGCAUUGCUCAUGCUGCUGUAAUGUUUCUACACUGAGUAUGGGGGGGAAUAACAACGACUUUCGAGUUGUGGCUAAAUGAGGAUCAGGUCAUGAUGAAGGCCGUACACCAGAGACUGGCCUCCCCUCAGACAAACACUGGAAAAUAUAUUUUCACCUGAGUGUAUUCAUGUGCUUCAACUGUGGAUGCCUGAGGGAUCAUGAUUAUGGUAUUUGAUCCACAAGAUAGCUUUAUUUUUCUUCUUUGACGUAACUGCAGGCCACAACAAAUACAUCCCAAAGUCUGUUGUAAAGAAUUUAUUUAUUUAACAUUUUUAACAGAGCCCCGUGUCCCAUGCUACUGUGACAUCCAACGAUAAUUAUGCCACAAAAAAGAUAUUCUUUCAAAACAGAGUCAAUUUAACCCACACAUCCACAACCCUCAGUUUAUUACAAUACACUGAAUAUUAAGAUCCUUUCAAAGUAAGGGCCUCUCGCUUGUUAACAGAUGAAUUGGAUUUAGUAUUAUAUUCUCUUUGAAAAAUGCAGCAAGUCAAUGAAACAUUUCACCAAUCAAUCAGCCAAUCUCCCUGGAAACAAGAUGUAAACUCCAACAGUCAUGACAUUUGUGUCGUGCGUUUUUGUAAAACAUUGGUCAGUUUUUUGCUGUGUGUUAAAAAUAGAGCAUCAAAACAAGUAUUUACAUUUAUUUCUGGGGAUUUAGUUUUGGAGGGUAAGACAGUGACCUCAGGAAUUCCUUUGUUGUUUCCCCUGACUGUAGUCUUGUUUUCUUUUUGCUUCACCUUGACUGUUUUGUUUGUACCUGCCAUUGAACUGCAGGCUUGGAAUCUUUUUCAAAUCUGUCAAUUCUCGACUUCUGAGUAACAGUGUUAUUGUUGGAAUAGAACAAAUCCUGCUAUUAAAUUAAAUAACAUGUAAUUUCACUUCAUAAAAUGCAAUCUGUGCUCAAUGGAACAUGUUUGUUCAAUUAUUUAUUCAGCAUUUGCUGGCUCAUGCUGCAUCAUAUGUUUGUGUAACCUGUCACUAGUCUUCAUAACCUCACCUCAGUUUUUACAUUUUAUCAGUGUUGUGCAUGAACGGACGCAAAAGA